Ctenocephalides felis (cat flea) is the source of this 783-nucleotide messenger RNA. RefSeq names its product ERC protein 2-like. Gene Ontology annotation, molecular function: structural constituent of presynaptic active zone. NCBI's taxonomy places the organism in Eukaryota, Metazoa, Arthropoda, Insecta, Siphonaptera, Pulicidae. Gene Ontology annotation, cellular component: cytoskeleton of presynaptic active zone. The record is from RefSeq and is a predicted model, not a curated record. The coding region runs from base 1 to 783 and encodes 260 amino acids. Gene Ontology annotation, biological process: regulation of synaptic plasticity; neuromuscular synaptic transmission; maintenance of presynaptic active zone structure. The transcript has a single exon.
AUGUCUAGGGAGCCAUACGGGCCCGUGAACCAUAGCCGUGCAACUAGCAGGUCGCCGGGCCGCGGUGUGACAUCUCGUCGUCUGGCAGGUGCGGAGUUGCCCACGGUGGACCGGUCGCCGUCGCGCGGAUACCCGGGGGGCCGCGGCAGCCCCCUGGGCCGAAAGACGCUGCGUCAGACGCGCUCCGGCAACAGCUCACCGGAACACGCCGGAUACGGAGUCUAUCACCAUGGCGCUGGGUCGCCCUACUACGAUCCGGGAAGUCCGGGUAUGUUGGACGAACGCGGACGAGGUCUCGUCGGAUCGCAUCACCGAUCUCGUAGCGCCAGCAGACCAGUGCUAGCUCAUCCGAUGACGGUACGUUACCAAUCGCUGGACCGCGGCGGCGGUCUCAUGUCGGACCACGAAAGGGAAUUUUUGCCCAUUCGCGAGCCCCGAGACCGCUCGCUGGAGCGAUCCACCGCAAGAGAUCGUUCGUUGGAGCGCGGACUCUAUUUAGAAGAGGAACUAUACGGGGCAAAUUCGCGGUCCGCUCGGCAGUCGCCUAAUCAUGGCUUGCUAUCAGGUGGACGCGAAAGUGGCGUUUUCCUUGGUGAAUUACAACAUCAGAAUAGUGAUUUACAACGUGAACUCGGUAACCUUAAAAAAGAACUCGAACUUACUAAUCAAAAACUUGGAUCUAGUAUGCACAGCAUUAAGACUUUUUGGUCACCUGAACUUAAAAAGAACGUGCUUUACGUAAAGAGGAAUCGGCCAAAUACAGCCUUAUUAAUGAUCAACUAA